AUGGGGGCGGGUCGGAUCCUGGGGGCCGGGAGCCGCUGGGCUGGGGCUCUGCUAGUGACACUGGCGGUGCUGAGAACCCACCCGGCUCAUUGCACGGAGCCCCCAGGGAGUUUCGUGUACCAGGGGAAGGCGGACUGUCUGUUCACCAACGGCACCGAGCGGGUCCGGCUCCUGGCCAGGUGGAUCUACAACCGGCAGCCGCUCGUGCACUAUGACAGCGACGUGGGGCGGUUCGUGGCGGACACGGAGCUGGGCCGGCCCGACGCCGAGAGCUGGAACCAGGACCCGGCGAUCCUGGCGCGCGCGCGGGGCGAGGUGGACCGGUUCUGCCGGCACAACUACGGGGUGGACAAACCUUUCACCAUCGACCGGAGAGUUCAGCCCGAGGUGACAGUUUCACCCACGAAAUCGGGAUCCCAGCCCCACCCCAACCUGCUG
Terrapene triunguis (Three-toed box turtle) is the source of this 438-nucleotide messenger RNA. RefSeq names its product DLA class II histocompatibility antigen, DR-1 beta chain-like. The record is from RefSeq and is a predicted model, not a curated record. Lineage: Eukaryota; Metazoa; Chordata; Testudines; Emydidae. The transcript has 3 exons. The annotation marks the transcript as partial. Gene Ontology annotation, cellular component: membrane; MHC class II protein complex. Gene Ontology annotation, molecular function: MHC class II protein complex binding. Gene Ontology annotation, biological process: immune response; antigen processing and presentation of exogenous peptide antigen via MHC class II; immunoglobulin production involved in immunoglobulin-mediated immune response.